AAGCUGUUUUCUUGCGUUGAUUUGCUGCGGGCCUCUUGCUUGCUGGCCUGGCUUGCGGAUCGACGACGAAGUUCAUUGUGUGUGCGAAUCGCGGGUCGUAAACUUGUGCAAUUUCCUCGCUGUCUGUGUCCGUCCCGUGUCGCGAUCGUGUUGUGUCUCGGUCUGGCCCGUUCGGAUAAUGGUUUUCUCUAACGUCGUUGUACUAUGAAGGUACCACUAAAGAAAGAAACAGCCAGCUCCUGGGAGAUUCCAGCCUCUUUGCCAAAGGAACAGAACACAAAGAAGCACUAGGGAGUAGGUACGAGUCUAGGUUGUGCGGUUCAGUCUUAAAACACAGAUCGUCGCGAACGGACAAGUGAAUUUUCGCAGCACAGUAGAAAUCGAAGGCAAGCAAAACUAGCCAAGUGUAAAAAGUGCAUUAGGGUUUAGUGCUGUGCUUUGAAUGGAAUUCAGUGUACAAAUCGGAGUGAACACAAGCGGAAAAUACACAACAACAUCAUGAGUGAAAUUUCCUGUAAGGGCAGCCCAACAUCGAGCGCUAGCGCUCGAAUAAGUUUAGUUACAGAUGAAAGUCACUUCAGUCUCGCUAGUCUCAAUUCGUCCGUCAGCCAGGAUGAGUUCUUCCGGUGCAGAGAGCACUCAGACUUGGUGCUUAAGCGAAUGCAAGAAUAUUUGCAGAACGAGAAGCUGUGCGACGUGAUCUUGAUCGCAGGAUUAGACGGUAAACGCAUUCCGGCCCACCGUUUGGUACUGUCCGCCUCAUCGGCCUACUUCGGUGCCAUGUUCACCGGUCAUCUGCGCGAAAGCCAACAAGAGGAAAUCACCCUACAGGAGGUGUCUGGCGAAGCCCUGCAGCUGCUGAUUCAGUACUGCUACACCGGAACGAUAGAGCUGCGUGAGGACAACGUCGAAACGCUCCUGGCAACGGCCUGCCUCCUGCAGUUGAGCACGAUCGUGAAUGCGUGCUGCACAUUUCUUGCCCGUCAACUUCAUCCGUCCAAUUGCUUGGGUUUCUCACUGUUCGCCGAACAGCAAGGAUGCACGGCCCUGCUGAAGGAUGCCUCCGCCUACACCUGCCAGCACUUUAUGCAAGUCUGGAAGAAUCAGGAAUUUUUCCAGCUGGAUUCCGUGCAGCUUGCUAACUUGCUACAAAGUGAUGAUUUGAACGUUCCUAACGAGCAGGAAGUGUUCCAUGCCCUGAUGGCCUGGAUACAGUUUGACGCCGAAAACCGAAAGACAUAUAUUCCCGAACUGUUGGCCUUGAUCCGAUUGCCUUUGCUGCAACCUUCGUUUAUUGUCGACCAUGUGGAGGCUCUGUGCGGGGCUAACGCGUGCCAGCAACUGGUGAUGGAAGCGUUCAAGUGGCAUUUGAUCCCCGGCAGAAGAUCGCAGAUAUCGACACAACGAACCCGACCAAGGAAGUCUACUAUCGGCAAACUGUUGGCCGUCGGCGGAAUGGAUGGACAUAAGGGAGCUAUUAGUAUAGAAAGUUACGAACCUCGGCUGAACAAGUGGACACUGCUGAAGAAUAUGCCGGCCCGAAGGCUUCAGUUUGGAGUAGCUGUAAUGGAUGAUAAGCUGAUAAUCGUUGGUGGAAGGGACGGCUUAAAAACGCUGAACACCGUGGAGUGCUUCGAUUUGACCACUAUGACUUGGGGUUCGAUAGUACCACCGAUGGGAACGCCUAGACACGGUUUGGGAGUAGCCUUCCUGGAAGGCCCUUUGUACGCAGUGGGUGGUCACGAUGGAUGGAGCUAUCUGGCGACGGUGGAACGAUGGGAUCCGGCUGCUCGAACCUGGAGUUACGUGGCACCGAUGGCAUCCAUGAGAUCGACUGCCGGCGUUGCGGUGCUUGGUGGACGAUUGUUUGUUAUCGGCGGAAGAGAUGGCAGCGUUUGUCACCGAACUGUGGAAUGCUACGAUCCUCAUACGAACAAGUGGACGCUGCGUGCACCAAUGAAUAAGCGACGAGGCGGAGUAGGGGUAGGUGUCUUGAAUGGUUUUCUGUAUGCCCUGGGCGGUCAUGAUUGUCCGGCAAGCAAUCCGGCCGUGUGUAGAACGGAAACCGUAGAACGGUAUGAUCCUACAACGGAUACGUGGACUUUGAUUGCCUCACUCAGCGUCGGACGGGACGCGAUCGGCGUGAGUGUUCUCGGUGAUUGGCUGAUUGCGGUCGGUGGCUACGAUGGCAACCAAUAUCUGAAAACGGUCGAACAGUACGAUACGGAGAGCAAUGAGUGGCAGCAAAUCGCACCGGUCAAUUAUAGCCGCGCAGGAGCCUGCGUGGUCGCCAUUCCGAAUAAUUUCUCCUCCGCUAGCGCCGGCGGAGCAGUCGGUGGCGGUGUCCCAUCGUCGUCGAUGGGUGCACUAGCCGCAGUGUCGUCUUCCUCCGCGUCGACAAACACCACGAACAGAGGAGCAAAUCCCGCUCGCAGCGGUAACUAUUACUAUAGGCGACAGUUUAGGAUAUAUGACUAUUACGUUUAGAAGGGAAACGCAGGCUGCCGUUUCCGGUGGAAAUAAGUAACGAGGUUUUUUUUUUGUUUGUUUGCUCGAGUUGCAGUUGGCCCCCAUCCAAUAGAAAAACCAGUAUUGAUGAGACGACUUUUUCCCUGUGAUCAUUUCCUUUAUCUUUAACACGAAUAUUUACUGUACACGCGAUUUUAAACCUAAAACGUAGCGAACCGCUUUACUACUGCAUUAGGUUCUUGCUGUUGAGAUUAAUAUUGUCCAGUGAACGCAUGUGAUUCCAGAUGGUUAAGUUGUAGGCCUACCUCUAGUUCCAAAGAUUUGCUGCCAAAAGCCACACGCGGUAGUAAAGGAGGGCGCAGCGUACGAUGCAAAUUUAGAUUAUCUGUGAUCGGCAUAAGGGGAAUGUAUGUUUAUUUUUUUUUGUUCAUUCAAUGAAUACAAUUUAUACGCCCUGUAUUAAAAAAAAUUCUAGCGACUGAUUUAACUGAAUACUUUUAAAAAGACUUGGUUUAGUUCUUCGUUUGAACCUAGUCGAAGACAGCAUAUCUAGUUCGAGCAAUCAGCCCAACUUAAAGAUAUGACCGUCUUCAGACUAGUUUGAUGGGUGUAAGACGGUUUAGGAGUGACUAGGAAUGAUAAGACAACAAACUGCUAAAAUGGUACUAGAAGAUGACUUCGAAACACAAUGAACUUUGAAUCGUGUUUAUUAGCACUGAGAGGAAGAAACAGCCUCUGCAACUGAAGAUCCUAAACAGCUAUAUUUCAUAAUAAAAGCUAUCAAAAGAAUAAUUUCUUUUGAUACUAUUUAUAGCUAAUUAUAUACUGACGAUCAAUUAUUAA
Sabethes cyaneus is the source of this 3312-nucleotide messenger RNA. Its product is annotated as kelch-like protein 5. The transcript is spliced from 10 exons. NCBI's taxonomy places the organism in Eukaryota, Metazoa, Arthropoda, Insecta, Diptera, Culicidae. Gene Ontology annotation, molecular function: protein binding. Bases 499 to 2487 code for a protein of 662 amino acids. The record is from RefSeq and is a predicted model, not a curated record.